Messenger RNA from Oryctolagus cuniculus (rabbit), 7853 nucleotides. RefSeq names its product zinc finger with KRAB and SCAN domains 2 (gene ZKSCAN2). Gene Ontology annotation, biological process: regulation of transcription by RNA polymerase II. The record is from RefSeq and is a predicted model, not a curated record. Gene Ontology annotation, molecular function: RNA polymerase II cis-regulatory region sequence-specific DNA binding; DNA-binding transcription factor activity, RNA polymerase II-specific. Lineage: Eukaryota; Metazoa; Chordata; Mammalia; Lagomorpha; Leporidae.
UGUGUCCCUCCGCCCCGGGGAAGACCCUCCGAGGCCCUCAGCGGCAAGUCGCCGCGCUACGCGCUCUCGCGAGAGGCGGCCACGCAGUACCCUUCCCCCAGCCCCUCGCCCGCUAGGAAGCCGCGCGCGGACCCCACGGCGCGCGGGUCGCGGACGGCGCAUGCGUGGCCGCGGCUCCCAGCGCCCUUCGCGCAGUCCGCGGGGCUGAGCGGACGGGGCAGAGCGGACGAGGCAGAGCGGUGGGCGCCGGCCGGCAGCCGCCCCCUGCGAGGCCCCGCUUCGGCUCGCGGCUUUUUCUUUUUUUUUUUUCUUUCUUUCUUUCUUUCGCUCCUCUCCGGAGCGGAACCGCGUUGCGGCCUUUGAUCGGCGUGAGGAGGUUUUCCCGGGACUGUCGGGGUGAUGGAACAUUGCCGGGCUCCACGAGACAGCCGCAGCGGCCCGGGCGCGCCUCAGUGACCAGAGGCCGGAACCCGAGGCCGGGCGGGGCCCGCACAUCCGGCCCCACCCACCGGGAGUCCCCGACUCCGGGGUGUCUGACACACCCCUCUCGUGGCAGGCCGCCUGCACCCCAUCUCCCCUCAGUCCGCUAGGUUUCCUCCUCCCCGUUUCCGACAUUGCACUAAAAGGGAUGCACCCUGGAAAACCAAGUGGCAGGGACACAUUUUGUUUGGGGAAGAGACUAGGGUUUUUUUUGGACCUUAGUGUCCCCGGUCACCUUUUCAGGGGCCUAGGAUAGAUUUGGUUAAGGCACCUGGGCGGGCGGGGAGAGGGGGUACCCUGUUCUUGCCAACCCGGCCGUUUUUACCUCCUCACCUUCCCACACUUUGAAGAACGAGCAGAGAGCACAUCCAGGACCCCGCUUUAAGCUAGACGUGAGCAUGGCCGCAGCCCUGAAUUCUCACAUCGACGCCUCCCUGGAGGUGGAUGGCUGUGUCAUCAUGAAGGUGGAAAAGGCCCCCGAGUGGGCAUCGGAGCCGGUUCUAGAAGAAUCGGGCAGCUCCGAGUCUGAGACCUUUCGCAAAUGCUUCAGGCAGUUCUGUUACGAGGAUGUGACCGGGCCCCAUGAAGCUUUCAGUAAACUCUGGGAACUUUGCUGCCGGUGGCUGAAGCCGGAAACGCGUUCCAAGGAGCAGAUGCUGGAGCUGCUGGUGAUCGAGCAGUUUCUCACCAUUUUACCUGAGCAGAUUCAGGCGUGGGCGCAGAGGCAGUGUCCGGAGAGCGGAGAGGAGGCGGUGGCCCUGGUGGUGCACUUGGAAAAAGAGACUGGAAGACUAAGACAACAGGUCAACAGUCCUGUACACUCAGAGAAGCAAGCCCCACUUGGAGACGCCUGGGAAGUAACAGAAUUUCAGCCAGAACGAGUGACGAACCAACACAGGGUGGUGUCUCGGGAAGACGCUGGAAACCUUCGUUCAGAGCGCCAGGAGCAGCUGAGCCAAAAGAGAGAGCAGCAGCUCUUAGCCAGGACUGCUCGGCCUUCUGCCUGGGUUGCUGUUGCUGCCGAUGAAUGGAGCAUUGUAGAUCAGGAAGUGACAGCCACACGUCUUGCUGCUGCGCCCCAGGAACCAGUGAAAGGUGUCCACGUGACAAGAGGUUUUCCCUACAAAAAGAGCCUGCAUCAGAUUCCUGCUCACAGAGACCUCUGCCGGGAUAUCAGGAGGGAGAGUGGCAGGAACGUGGUCUCCUUGGGAAGUUCAGUGUCUACCUCUAACAAGACAGCCCGGUUGGAACAAAGAAAGGAGCCGUGGACUGUAGGUCUGCCUUCCUCUAACAAGAGGAAUAUCCUGCGAAGCAACUACAUGAAGGAAAAGUCAGUUCAUACUGUUCAGAUCCCUGCAAGGAAUGCAGGAAAGACAUGGAGGGAGCAGCAGCAGUGGGGUUUAGAAGAUGAAAAAAUAGCAGGUGUGCACUGGAGCUAUGAGGAAACAAAGACUUUUCUAGCAAUCCUCAAAGAGUCUCGCUUUUAUGAAACACUUCAGGCUUGUCCCCGAAACAGUCAAGUAUAUGGUGCUGUGGCUGAGUGGUUGCGAGAAUGUGGCUUCCUCCGAACCCCAGAACAGUGUCGGACCAAGUUCAAAAGUCUUCAGAAGAGCUAUCGAAAAGUGAGAAAUGGCCACAUGCUGGAGCCCUGUGCCUUCUUUGAGGACAUGGAUGCUUUACUGAACCCUGCAGCCCAUGCUUCAUCCACUGAUAAACCAAAGGAGAUUAUCUCUCUCCCCAGACUAAAGAGAAUCAGUAUUGGUGCUAAGGAACACAUCAGUGUAGUGGAGCAGGAGGAAGCUGCCGAAGAAUCUGAGGGUGAUGAAAUGGGCGUUGAAUUUAUCCGCAAGUCUGAGAUUCGUGGUGCCCCUGUCUUGUUUCAAAACCUGAGUGGUGUGCACUGGGGCUAUGAAGAAACCAAGACUUUUCUUGACAUCCUCCGUGAGACUCGGUUUUAUGAAGCGCUGCAAGCCUGUCAUCGGAAGAGCAAGUUGUAUGGGGCUGUGGCCGAACAGCUGCGAGAGUGUGGCUUCCUUCGAACCCCAGAGCAGUGCCGGACUAAGUUCAAAAGCCUCCAGAAGAGCUACCGCAAAGUGAAAAAUGGCCAUGUGUUAGAGUCCUGUGCAUUCUACAAGGAGAUGGAUGCCUUGAUCAACUCUCGGGCCUCCGCCCCUUCCACCAGCCCCCCAGAGGAGAUCCUCUUGCCCUCAAGGCAAGAAAGAGGGGUUAUUGAGAUUGAACCCCAGGAACCUACAGGCUGGGAGCCUGAGGAGACCUCACAGGAGGCAGUAAUAGAAGAUUCUGGCAGUGAGAGAAUGAGUGAGGAGGAAAUUUUGGAAGAACCAGAAUUCCAGGGACCACCAGUUCGACUGCAAAGCCCAAAUGAUUUUGAAAUUGGAAGUAGUACCCGGGAGGAUCCAACACAGAUAAUAUAUAAGGACAUAGAACAACAUAGGGCAUUAAUAGAAAAGUCUAAAAGAGUUGUUUCACCAAAUGCUGAUCCCAGUAAGUGUCGCAAAAGAGAAUGCAUCUCAGGAAGACAAUGGGAAAACCUCCAAGGAAUUAGACAGGGAAAACCCAUGUCUCAGCCUAGAGACUUAGGGAAAGCUGUAGUGCAUCAGAGGCCUUUCAUGGGGAAGAGACCCUAUAGACUUCUCAAAUACGGAGAAAGCUUUGGAAGGAGUGCUCGUCUUAUGUGCAGGAUGACCCACCUGAAGGAAAAUCCUUACAAGUGUAGUGUCUGUGGAAAGUGCUUUGGUAGAAGCAGAAGCCUAAUCAGACACCAAAGAAUUCACACAGGAGAAAAACCUUUCAAAUGUCUCGACUGUGGGAAAAGCUUUAAUGACUCCUCAAAUUUUGGUGCCCACCAGCGGAUCCACACGGGAGAGAAACCCUACAGAUGUGGAGAGUGUGGAAAAUGCUUUAGUCAAAGCUCUAGUCUCAUUAUACAUCAGAGAACCCAUACUGGUGAGAAGCCCUAUCAGUGUGGGGAGUGUGGGAAAAGCUUUACCAACAGUUCUCACUUCAGCGCCCACCGGCGAGUCCACACUGGGGAGAAUCCCUACAAAUGUGUGGACUGUGAGAAAAGUUUCAAUAACUGUACGAGAUUUCGAGAACAUCGGAGAAUGCACACUGGAGAGAAGCCCUAUGGAUGUGCCCAAUGUGGCAAACGUUUUAGUAAGAGCUCCGUUCUUACCAAACACCGGGAGGUCCAUGUGAAAGAAAAGCUCCUGUCAUACCCUCCGUGUGUGUACUCCCCAGAGAACCCACUGAAGGGCAAGACUGAUGAAUUUAGGAAGACACUUUGAUGAUGGUUUCUUCUCUUCAUACUUGUCCCUUUAGCCAUUUUUACGCUAAUCUCACUCUUGGAAGCAAUCUUUUCUUAGCUAUAGGGUGUAAUUCCCAAGACAAAUGAGAAUGUAAAUAAACUAAAGACUUGUAUCACGUCCUCACCUCUGCCUCUGCCUCCAUCAGUCUGUUCCUCUCCUUCUGUGUCUCAGCUGCUCCUUUAAUAAAGCGGAGAAGACACAGUUGAGUUCAGAACGAAAUUUUCUCCAGCAAGUUGAAGCCACUGCUAUUGAUUGGAUUGCUAAUUUCAGCAACAUUCAAGCUCCCUCAUUGUGAGUGAAUUGUUUUCAAGGAGUCAAAACAUACUGAAAGGGUUUUAUUAUUGUUGUUGUUGUUAUUAUUAUCUAUAUGAGAUCCUGGAUGCAACUUGAAAAUGGAUUUUCACAUUUGGGUAGAAUUUUCAGGAGUCUGUUCAAAAGUACAUCAAAUCUCUUGUUUUUUGAAGAUUGUCACACAAAAAAAAAACAGUGAAGAUUUGAUAGCUUCCUUCAGAAGUCUGCUACAGCAUCCCUUUUCUCUGUCAAGAAGUUGAUCCCAGUAGGGUAGAAUCCCUGUACUGUCACUGAAAUUGUGUUACUGCCUGGCCCUUCAUCAAGAUGAGGAGCAGUUGAUCACCCAUCACCCUUUUCUGUCCCUGAAGACUUAAAUCCCCUUGGCUGCUGCUUCUCCAUGCUACAAGCAACUUGUGUUCCUCCCACUGUUUGCCGUAAGUCCUGCACUGAUCUCCUAACUGUCCUGGGUGCUCUCGUCUGACUUCAGCACUGCCAUGCCCUCUCUCAGGUCGCAUGCUCAUUGUGUGUCUCCUUAAAAUAAAAUAGAAUUUCAGGCACAUCUUCGUUCUACCCUGUAGCUCCCCUGGCUCUUAUCUAGAGCUGAUCUAAUGCCCACCCCCACACUUCAGUAGAAUAUUAGAGUAUAAUAGUGUUUCUAAAACACUAAGGGGUUAGGAAAAAAGUGUGCAAUUGAGAACUGAAAUAAUUGAAUAUUUCUGAGCCCAGUUAGAUUCCUUAGGCCUGCUAUAGACCAGAGAAUCACCUCAUUCCAGACUAGCACUUCCAGGGCUGGCUGUUAGGUAAACCAUCUCUUAUUUCUGAGGUGUCUACUCCCUGUUCACAGGAGGAUAAACCUCAGUAGAAGCCUGAGUAGUUUAUACAGCCCGACAGCCCAUUGAGUGAAAGUUGAAAUACUUAUACAAACUUGCUUACCAAAGCACCACUUUUGUUUUCCUCAUUUACCUGUUUGUCCCAAAAAAAAUCUGAGAAAUCGCUAGCAUUAGCCCCAUAAAUGCUGAAGAAGAGUCAGACGAGAGGCAGGGUGGUUAGUUCAUUUAUGAGGUUCCAGCUGAAAUCCAGGGAUUCCAUCUUCUGGCGCCACUUGGUUCAGGGUGAGACUCAUGGCACUGGCACCCUUCCUACAUGCAUGACCCAGGGCAGUUUGCUUUGGGGAAGGAAAAGGCAGGAGUUUAGUGGAGAGAUAACCAGAGUCAGAACUGUGUGUAAAUUACUAUUUUGCUGUUACCUCUUCCUUUCUUUCUCAAAUGUCCUCUCAUCUGAAGACAUCUAGAGAUAAAAUUCUUCCUUUGAGUAUGUUUGGAUACUUUGGAACUGUUCAGCAAAGUACCAAGGGCACUGUAGGAAGAAUGGGAUUUACGUUGCCAGAAGAGGGUGUGGCCUGUUGGAAGGCAGGUGACUCAGGUAAACCUUGAUGAACGUUUCUGAUUUACAUUUGUUAGCCAUGUUAAAAUUGCUCACACCCCAGUAGGUUGAUUUCCUCUGUGUUGUCUGAAUUAUAGACGUCUGAUGGUGCGUGUAGCUUCAUGGUGGUGGUGUGCCUAGCUCAGUGAGAUGUGUGUGGUGCCAGUGGGCCCGUGCUUAUAUCGUGUAGAUGUUCUGGAAUUCCAGCUCUAGAGAAGAUGCACAUAAAUAGGGAUUGUCGCUUAGUAAUAUGUACACAGGCUUGAUAAUUACGUGGAAGCAUGAUUCAGGAAAGUAGAUGACUUAUUCAUAAAUAUUUAUUAAGCACUGUUACGUAUUAGGUCAUGUUCUAGCCACAGUGAGAGAUGAAAAUUUGAACAGGAGGCAUGUUGACAGUUCUCAAGGAACUUAAAAAUAUUAUAGAGGAGGGGCUGGCGCCAUGGCAUAGUAGGUUAAUCCUCUGCCUGCAGCACUGGCAUCCUAUAUGGGUGCUGGUUCUAGUCCCAGCUCUCCUCUUCCAGUCCAGCUCUCUGCUGUGGCCUGGGAAAGCAGUAGAAGAUGGCUCAAGUCCUUGGGCCCCUGCACCCACGUAGGAGACCCGGAAGAAGCUCCUGGCUCCUGGCUCCUGGCUUUGGAUUGGCACAGCUCCGGCCAUUGCGGCCAUCUGGGGAGUGAACCAACAGAGGGAAGACCUUUCUCUCUGUCUCUCCCUCUCACUGUCUAUAACUCUACCUCUCAAAUAAAUAAAUAAAUCUUUAAAAAUAUAUAUGAUAGAGGAAGUAUUAUGGCAAAAGGUAACUACAUGGUUACACCCAUGCCUGUUUUAAAAGUCAGUAACUCAAUCAGCAGAAAAUCAUCUUCCCUUGUGUUCCCUUGCCAAAGAGUUUCUCUAAAUUGCCCCAAACCAUAUUUGGCACCUCUGUCAGAUUUCCCAGUGGCAGGAAGGGUUCAAGGCCCAUUCCAACUCUGGUGGAACAAACUGAUUCUCCCAGAUGUGGUUCCAGCUGAGGUAGAAUUUAGGUUUCGCUACCUAUAUUCCUAAAGGAAAAUGGACUGUUUGUACUAAUUCAAGAACUUGUCUCUGUUCUGAAGAAAUAAAACAUUCUAUCACCAUCUGAGACCAAGGCAACUUGUCUCCUGAAUUUUCUCUCUUCAGCUGAGGCAUGGAAGUUAAAAUGUUUUAAGUAAUGUGUUUUUUAUAUCACAUCGCAUUGCUUUUAUGAAGGCCCAAAGGAAAAGCUUUUUUUCCACAUCUCAGUACCAGGAAAUGCUGUGAACAUAAGCAAAAAUAAGGAGGCGAGGGGGACAGUUACUCUUAUAAACACUGUGAUUUUUAUAACAUACUGCUUCUCUCUCUCUUCUGGCUUCUGGGAAGCUCAACCAAACAGUCCCCCUCAGCCAGCUACCUAAUCCUCUAUUUAUUUAAUUCUGCCUUAUUUAUUUGAAGAUUGUCUCAAAUCAUAUUUUUUAAAAAGAUAGUGUAAGCAAAUAAACAUUUUAUUCUCUGACAUCUUACCUAGACAUUUUAGAAUGAGGCUUGUAUUUCCUGCGUAGACUUGCUUUGCCACUCCCACAAAAACCUCCAUAACUUACUGGUGAUAUUGUUACAAACUCAACCCAGUUCACUCAUUGGGAAUGAAAUCUUUUGUUUUGUUUUGUUUUGUUUUGUUUUGUUUUGUUUUGUAAGAGGAAAGCUUCACACAUACGCAGGAGUAGCUCAGGAUAGCCUGCCAUUGUGGAAUGAGCAUUAGAGCAGAAGCCAAAAGAGACAAGUGUUAGUCCUGUCGUUGGUUACCCCUGCCUGAGUGCUGGUUGACAGAUGCAAGCUGCCCUCUGGACUUUGUCUGAAGAGAAGGUGAGCUUGACUGCCAGGACCACUCAGGAUCUGACGUCUCAUGAGUCUGUGGGGUGUGACGACGAUGAGGAAGAGGUCGCAGGUCCAGGCUCCCAGCUUGCGUGCCGCAUCCAGGUAUUCUGAAUGUCUUCCCUGCUUUAGGAAGGGGACACUGUGAUAGUGCAGGCAGCUAGGAGCUUGCUCAGUAAGGAAUAGGACAAGACAGCAGGCAGCCCCCAGGCACCUGGGUCGCCAGAGGCAGGUAGCUGAAGGGAAGAGAGUCUGUUUUGUGAGGUCUGGCUCCACCUGACAGGCAGCCAUGGGUGAGCCUUCCCAAGUGGAAGGAGCGAGUAGCUUGUAACCGUAAAGCUUUGCUUCUCUCUGAUGAAUGCUUCCCAAGACCAAGUAUAAGUGUCUGUCUGUUCAUUGUUUUGUAUUAAUGGUCACUUAGAUGUCCUGAAGACUUGUAUGUGAAAUAAAUGUCUAAAAUAACUGGC